AUGACGAAGAAUGUCAAUUCAUGUACAAAUCCAUCAGGUUCACGAAGGGCAGUGGGCUGCAUCUUCGGUGAGCUCCUGAAUAACUCACCGCUGUUCCCAGGUGAGAAUGACAUCGAGCAGCUGUGCUGUGUUCUCCGGGUCCUGGGGACCCCCAACGAGAGGAUCUGGCCUGAAAUCAAGGAGCUGCCGGAUUAUAACAAGAUCACUUUCAAGGAGAAUCCACCCAUCCCGCUGGAACACGUCGUCCCAGAUGCCUCAACCGAGGCAGUGGAUCUGCUGAAACGCUUCCUGGUCUACCCAUCCAAGCAGAGAAUCAGUGCAGCUGAGGCUCUCUUGCACCCGUAUUUCUUCAAAGAGCCACUGCCCGCUCACCACUCGGAGCUGCCGAUCCCACAGCGGGCAGGCAGGAAGACCUUGCAGCACCAGCACGAGUUCCAUGUUGAGCGGCCCCUCGUGCAAUCGGUGACCAACCCAGACCUCGUCUCCCGCCACGCCCGAGUCUGGUGAAACUCCACCUCCGGGCACUGAGUGGUUAAAUGGAGACAGGGCUGUGCACCGUGGCCGCGCCGGGAGGCAAUGGGGUGCGGUUCGCCCUUUUACAGAACGUCUGCUUCAAUCGGGAGAGUGGCGUGCUGUCACUCCAAAGCAACUUGUAUUUAAUGAAUAUUGCAAUAAAACAUGAGCGUCUGA
This is a messenger RNA of Rhincodon typus (whale shark), 690 nucleotides long. Its product is annotated as cyclin-dependent kinase 20-like. Bases 1 to 507 code for a protein of 168 amino acids. Gene Ontology annotation, cellular component: cytoplasm. Gene Ontology annotation, molecular function: protein serine/threonine kinase activity. The transcript is spliced from 4 exons. Lineage: Eukaryota; Metazoa; Chordata; Chondrichthyes; Orectolobiformes; Rhincodontidae. The record is from RefSeq and is a predicted model, not a curated record. Gene Ontology annotation, biological process: signal transduction.